UAGUGUUGAUUUCCCAGUGUCAAAUAUUCUGAGUUGAUCCGUGUUGAUCGUGGUGUUCUUUUAGCACUUACAGUGUUCAAACAGCUCUGGGGGCGGAGUUAUUGCGGCGAGUUAAGUGAUGCUCUCCUGACCGAGUUACUUGCACAUCCGGUUUCAACGCGCUCUUUCUUCUGGAAGUCACGGUGAAGAAAACCCGUGGUCAGGAAGAUAUUUAGCUGUUAUUUCAGAAGGCAUAUGCUAAACUGCGACAGGGACUAAAGAGGAAAAAGCGAGUGCCUAAUUGAUACCAAAACGUUUCUGCAAGAUAUCACCAUGCUGCUGAAGGUGAAAUACCAGAGGACCAAGAAGUCCAUCCCAUUACAGCUAGGUUUCACCUAUUUUGAAUUCAUCACUGCAGCUGAAUCAAGACUUCACGCUGCCGUUUGGUGCUGAGACGGCUUCCAAGAUGCUCGAGAAGUGGGAUACAGCAUUCAAGCCCACGGUCAUCAAAGAGGCCAAACACCUGACUCCGACAACUGAGCUGUGCCAACUUCUGACAGCUGCAGAGAACCUUCCAGAAGAUGAUCAUACCGACUGGGACAGUGACAUGGCUUCUCUGCUGCUGCUUCUCCAUCUCUUGCCACCCACAGCUGGAUGGAAGAGGAUCAAAAUAAGUCCCAGUGAUGCAGUGGGAAAAAUGUUGCAUUGUCACAAGUCAUGCUGCAGCAUCAGUGAACACCUGCUGGGAAGAGAGGCUAAACAACCGUACAUCCUUGCUGUUGGCCGAAACAAAAACAGAGUGGAUGCCUUCUCCAUCGUUGUGGAUAAACGGCUCAUCCCCUGCCAAGCUACGAGCUCGUUGGGUGCUUUUGAUGAACUAUUUAAAUCCCACUACGUGUUCAACCUGUCUUACGAUGAAACUUUGGUCCCACUCUUCACCUUUGUGCAGACAACAGUCUACAACAUCGAUAUUACAACAACAGAUCAGUCUCCAAGAGUACGUGAGUUCUGGGCGAAGGUCUUGCACGUGGUUUAAAAAUGAAGUGUUUCAUUUGUGGUGUUGUACAUGCGGCCUGCCAGGAGUUGAUUUUUGUAAAUGUGCAUGAUGGUGCUUUGAAGAUAUUUUCUGAAUAAAAUAAAAAGAAUUGUAUCAAUAA
Pseudoliparis swirei is the source of this 1136-nucleotide messenger RNA. RefSeq lists its product as uncharacterized. Bases 446 to 1015 code for a protein of 189 amino acids. The record is from RefSeq and is a predicted model, not a curated record. The transcript is spliced from 6 exons. Lineage: Eukaryota; Metazoa; Chordata; Actinopteri; Perciformes; Liparidae.